Molecule: messenger RNA, 2523 nt
Organism: Folsomia candida
Lineage: Eukaryota; Metazoa; Arthropoda; Collembola; Entomobryomorpha; Isotomidae
Product: serine/threonine-protein kinase D
Exons: 2
Coding region: 182-2179 (665 amino acids)
Biological process (GO): protein phosphorylation
Molecular function (GO): protein kinase activity; ATP binding
Source: RefSeq, a predicted model, not a curated record
AGGAUAUCUCCGUUUAAUGUUGAAUUGAACAUUGAUAAGGAACAUUGAUAUGGUGACCAAUACGUUGCACUCCUGAGUUUGUGUCAUUCAAGCUCAAAUUACUGGCAUCGCCACGUCGCCAAAAUUGACGCAGCAAGGUGCUGCCGUGUCCAUCCAACGUACAACCUAUUCUGCAGCAGCCAUGACGUCUCCAAAUUUGACAGAAGAAGAAACUAAACCAGAUCGGCAGAAGAUUUUAAGCUACGAAUCAUUCCUCGGAUAUGGGAGUUUUGGGAUCAUUUUAAGAGCUCUCCAGCCAUUCGGCCCCCCCAUUGCUGUAAAGUUUAUCUUUCCGUCGGGCACACGAAGGAGUUCACCUCCCCGUGUUACCGGAUAUGAAGUGGUGUUGAGCCUUAGGCAUGCAAAUCUUAUGCAAAUGUACCGGAUAGAUCGACAAAAUUUGACAAAAAAAGAUUUGGAGAAAAUUUUUAGUCACUUUAAAGAAUCUGAGGACUUAUUAUUGCUCAAAGAUAGAGUUAUUGGCACAGCAAUUAGAUGCGAAGAAGUGCCUACCAUUCAAAUUCAGAUGGAACUCUGCGGUAAGACUCUACGCCAUUGGUUGGACGAUGACCGUAAAAAGGACGGACAACUUUCUCCUAUCCAUUUUGAUAUAAUACGAGGUCUCAUCGAGGGAUUAAGCUACUUGCAUGACAGGGACAUUAUCCACAGGGGUCUGGAACCAGCAAGUAUUAUGUUUUCAAAUCCUGAGUCAUCGCUACCAAUAAAAAUAGGAGGUUUUGCACAAUCUACGUUUAUUUACGCUGCGAAUGAGUUUUCACUUGAUAUGUUAUCCAGCCACGUUGGCACAGUACACUACAUGGCUCCGGAAUUACGCUUUGGGGUGUAUACCAAGCAAUCAGAUUUUUUCGCGCUUGGAUUAAUAAUCUGGGAAGUAGUACAGUUUGUAGGACCGAUGGAUUUUGAUAAAUUAGUUUACGACGAAGAGACAAACUUAAUUAAAUUCCAUGGCUCAUUUAGGAAAAUGAUUAUAGGCCUGACGAAGAGGAGGGUUACAGAUAGAUUUAAAGAUUUGACCAGCGUAAGAAAUCUUUAUGCUAUGGGUUCACGUAAUCAAUGCGGUUUGCAAUUAAAUAUUGACUUUGCAUUACCCAAAUUCUGUGAUAGCCAGGAAUCCUUGAUGUGCUUGGACGAUAUGGAAGUAGAUUCGAUUAUUGCAAGCCAUCCAUCCCAUUUCUUUGAGGGGAUUACAAAUAAUAGCAAAUUCGACAUUAUCCUUGGGAGAGGAGCAUUUGGAUUUGUUCUACGGGAUGUUACAAAUGAAGGAGACAAAACCGCUGUGAAAUUUGUAUUCCCUUCUGAAAUUGAUGAGAAACAGCAAGAACAGGUAGCUAGAGAAUUUGAUAUUGCCAGAAUCCUCCCACAACACCCCAAUAUAGUCCGUACAAGGGGCGUUGAAGAACGGUACUUGACCUCGGAAGAACUACAGAAAAUGUUCACCAACAUUCUCAACGAUUCCAUGGAAACACUACUUGUGGAAAACUAUAUUCGAAGGGCGAAGCGAUAUGAAACUAUCAAAGUCGUAUGCAUUCGAAUGGAUCUUUGUGGGGAAAGUUUACGCUCGUGGCUCAGAGUGCGGCACAAUUUGGAUGACCUAAAUAUUCAACAAAUUCAGCAAUUUGAAAUAAUAACUGGAAUCAUCAGAGGGCUAAAGCAUCUCCAUGAGAAUAAAAUCAUGCACCGUGAUAUUAAGCCAGAGAACAUAAUGUUUUCAAAAGUUGGUUUUGUUGUCCCGGUAAAACUUGGGGAUUUCGGAUUAUCUCGCAAGAUAUAUGAUGACGGGACGGAAUCUAAUUCUCUUACGUGCAACGUGGGAGCGAGAAGCUACAUGGCAUCUGAAGUUCGCUCUGGUAUAUAUGAUAAACAGGCAGAUAUCUUUUCUCUGGGGUUGGUUAUGUGGGAAGUUUUGCAGGGGAUUAGUAGGCAUGAUUUUAACAGAUUAGUAUUGGACGGUGAAGAAGAGCUAGUUGAGGACCACCCAAUUAUGGUGGGGAUCAAGCAAAUUAUAAUUUCCUUGACUAAAAGAAAACCUAAAGAUAGAACUAAAACGUUGGAUGAGCUUGACCCUGCUGUCAAAUUUUGGAAGGAAAACAUUAAAAGAACUACCUAUCAUAACAAGUAGGCGAAUGAAUUUUGAUUUUUGCGUUAUUAACUAUAGUUUAUUGUUACUUAAUUUAUAUUAAAAACUUACCGCACAGAGAUGUUUAGAUUCGGUUUAGCAGUAUUUGUUAGAAAACUAUCAAGUUUAUGCAAUUUUGAGCUUAUAUAUAAAAAUGUACGAAAAAUAUUAUGAGUAUUAGUAUUAUAUACGUCAUAGUGUAGUUUGUCUAAAAUUAUGAGAUUAUUUUGUAUCCCUUUAACCAUGCUGACACAUUGUAUUAAAACCUACAGUGCAGACUCCAGCCCGAGUCAGGGACUCUGUCCCUGACUCCCUGAGUCCUAGCUGUUUCUAAAUUUUUCUCCGAA